AGGAGGACAGGGGCCAUGCUGCACAUCACACAGCUUUCUCCCGCACACAGAGGAGCCGUGCGGCUCCACUGAACGCCACUAUGGCAAAACUGGGCCCUGGGGCCACUUUAGUAUCGACGCUCUCAUGUAGCCGACGACGCACCCUUGGGUGUCCAAACGCAGAGGGACGGCGGCGCUGGUUUCCACUUGUACACACAAAUAUGAAGCGCAAUGACGGCAAAAGGUCCAACAUCUGAGGGUCCCUCUGCGCUGCGAAAACAUGGAACAUUUUUUCAGAAGGAAGCGGGUCGGUCUGCUGAAAACCCUGCUGAGUUUGUGUCUCGUCUUUGCGUCUUUUGUCAUGAUCCAUAAACUGAAAGUGGCAGAUAAGGACGACGUGGGAGUUAAACAUGUGAGGGAUACCAGCUGGUGUGGGUCAGACUGUUUUUCAUUCAAGAAGGGAGUCGUGAAAAGUAGUUUGGGGAGCUCGUCCUCUCCGGUGCUUGGCGACGAAUCGGAUGCGCAACGGGCGCGCGUCUCCAACGGGACUCCGGCUACAUGGGACGCGCAGGUUCUCAACUGCAGCGAAGACUCGACGGUGAGGACCAAGGACUGGUUCCGGCGUUUGGACUCCAGAUUUCACCAGUUUGUGUUGCACAGACACUGCAGGUAUUUCCCGAUGCUCAUCAACCACCCGGAGAAAUGCAGGGACGGCGAGGCGCACCUCCUCAUGGUGGUCAAGUCCGUCAUAGAACAGCACGACCGGCGGGAGGCGGUGCGCAAAACCUGGGGCAGGGAGCACACCGUGGACGGGAAGAAAAUCAAAACUUUAUUUCUGCUUGGAAGCCCGACGAAUGGCAAAGACACCAAGAACCUCCAGAAGCUGAUCGAGUACGAGGACAUGAUCUACGGGGACAUCCUGCAGUGGGACUUCAUGGACACUUUCUUCAACCUGACUUUGAAGGAGGUCAACUUUCUCAAAUGGUUCGACAUCUACUGCGCCGGCGUGCAGUUCAUAUUCAAGGGGGAUGAUGAUGUGUUUGUGAAUACCAACAACCUCCUGGAUCUCAUUGGGUUCAAGGUAGAGGAGCGCAAAGUAGCCGACUUGUUUGUGGGCGACACCAUCUCCAAGGCGAUCCCCAUCAGAAACCGCCAGAGCAAAUACUACAUUCCCAAAGAGUUGUAUGAUAAGCCAUAUCCGCCGUAUGUCGGGGGCGGGGGGUUUCUCAUGUCCUCCCAGCUGGCCAGGAGGCUGUUCGUGGUCUCGGAGGACUUGGAGUUGUACCCCAUCGACGAUGUGUUUUUGGGGAUGUGCCUGCAGAGGCUCCACCUGGCCCCGGAGAUGCACCCGGGCUUCAGGACCUUCGGCAUCACCAGGCGCAGGGUGAGCCCCAUGAACAGUGAGCCAUGCUUUUAUAAAAACCUCAUCGUGGUGCACAAGCUGAGCGCACAGGAGCUGCUCAGGAUGUGGAGUGUGGUGCAAAACGAGGACCUAGUGUGCGCAAAAAGGACCUCACUGUGAUGAUCAUGUGCAAAACUAAAGAUAAAUCACCAGAAACUCUUGGCAACAUGUUCAGUGAUGUGAUGGGAAAUGGGCUGACCUGAGCUGGCCUUCAUCAUCAGGCAAUAGAAAUAACAAUAAUAGUAUAUUAAAGGACCAUACCAGUGAUUCUGCAUGUUUAGCAUUGUACCUACAAAAUGUAACUUUUCUAGGCUAAUCUUUUCCCAAAGCAAGCAGUCAUAUUUUAGAACUCUGAUAUCAUUUUCCUCCUUUUUAUCCAGCCAUUGGUUUCCAUUCAUUCCACUAUGAUGAAAAUGAACUUUCAGAGACUUCAAACUUUCUUUACACCGGUGUUCCAUCAUUGUAAUAAAGUUGUCCACAUUAAUUUUCCUAAAAGCAGCAGCACUGACUUGAAAUUUGGCUCCAUCCAUCAGGGAAAACAGUCCCUGGGGAAACUUUUGCUUUCCACAGCCAAUUCUCAGUUCUGUGGUUUAUGAAUGGUGACAACUUUGUUAGUUGCAGAAGCAGUACAUUAUAAGGCGGCUUUUUUUUUUUAACUAAAAAUUCAAAUUUGAAUAGCAAGGGAUUGUGAUUAUAUGUGGUGAAAUCUUGAGGACCCCUGCAAGAUUUACAAAAUAGUUUGUUGCAGUGAAAAAUACAGAGAAAUUGCCGGAAAUGGGACAAACAUUCAAAAUCACUGAAAUGGUCCUUGAAAGUGUGUUUUCAUACACUAUUUUCUCCAAAAUGUAAGGUGGGUCAUUAAGUUUAGGAGUGCCCACUCCACCCCUGGUGCUACUGAAAGCCAAAAGGUGUUUUUCCUACACUCAAGGGUAAUGUAUUGCCACAGAACGUUCCUAUUUCAUGAAAUCACAAGUAUACAGCUCCAUGGAGAGGGGUAAUGUCAGAAAAAAAGUGACUAGCUAGCACCAAGGGAAGGUUUCUGUGGCUCGGUCUUAAAAAUGUUGGUAAUUAUUAUUUAGUCAUUGCUAAAAACUCGAAAGAAACAUGAUUCUGUGUUGCCCCUCUGCCCGACUGUUCAUCCUGAUGACAUUUCAGGAGAAGAGAAGAGCCUUAGUUCUCUAGUUUCCUAAUCAAGUUCAAGUUCAAGUAGUUUUUAUUGUUAUUAUAUUGAAGGUCAGUCAACUUUAUGACGGAAUUCCAUUAACACUCCCUGAGAAAUAAAAUCAUAUAAGAACAUGUAAGACAUCUGGGAGAUAGUUGCUCAUUACAAAAGCUGAUUAAACUUCUACACAGAAACAGACAGCAUGUUUUUCAGAUGGAUGUCCAAGAGCUAACAGGUAAAAAAGGCUUUAUGUCCCUGUGGUCUAGACAGAUCAGCAAUGAUGCCAUUCUAAACAGCCUAGUCAUUUCAUGGUUGUCAAUGAGAAAAGGACAAGUUUUCCCUAGUGCCUCGAUGCAAGAUCACUGGCAAUACUGGAGUUCUAACAUCCCAGUGGUCCCCUUUCACAGUUGAUUUUCAGCACAGUUGAUUUUUUGGAUUUCAUUUCAGAACCUCUGCAUGACUGUCAAAAGGAGCUGCAGCAGGAACUCACUGCACAUACCUGUGAAGUUACAUUGCAUAGAAGAAAACAGAUUAAUUCUUAUUUAGAUGGUGUUUUUGUAGGGGGUUGAAACAGUAAAAAAUGUUAUGUGGUGGCUUUUUUUUUUUUUUUUUUUUGGUUGUUGUUUUUUAAUUUAAUAUAUUUUUUUAGUUUUAAUUGUUUGUAUACAAUGUGAUUUGCAGAGGCAGGUCAAAAACCAAAGAAGCUAAAGAGCUAAAUAUUGUAGAUGUAUGUAUGAUAGUGUAAAUAAAACAGGACCUCUCUGUCAACUUUGUAAAUAAUGAAUACUGCACCAUUUGGCAAGGAAAGGCAGUUUCAGUUUGUUACGCAUAAUAAUGUGCUUCCGCUUCAUAUCAGUGUGUGACUAGCGAUAAAAUUAAUAGAGCAGCACAUAUUCACCAGGAAUUCAGAGAAUCAGAUUACAGAAAAUAUGUGUCAAGUUCUGCAAUACAAUAAAAGAGGCUAUUUUGUUCAGCAGAUUUUCAAUAAAUGUGUCUUUAUAUGGUAUUUGACUUGACCUCAUUGCUGAGUAGAGGGCUGAUGGGGGUGCUGACAUGUGAGAACCUCAACAGUUAUUGCUACUGGUAUGAACUGUAACAGGAACCCUCUUUGUUACACAAAAACACAAACACAGCAACACCUGCAAUACACAGC
Messenger RNA from Myripristis murdjan (pinecone soldierfish), 3696 nucleotides. It is a transcript of the gene b3gnt7l, whose product is annotated as UDP-GlcNAc:betaGal beta-1,3-N-acetylglucosaminyltransferase 7, like. Gene Ontology annotation, cellular component: Golgi membrane. NCBI's taxonomy places the organism in Eukaryota, Metazoa, Chordata, Actinopteri, Holocentriformes, Holocentridae. The transcript has a single exon. The coding region runs from base 260 to 1501 and encodes 413 amino acids. The record is from RefSeq and is a predicted model, not a curated record. Gene Ontology annotation, molecular function: UDP-glycosyltransferase activity; hexosyltransferase activity. Gene Ontology annotation, biological process: poly-N-acetyllactosamine biosynthetic process; protein O-linked glycosylation.